Molecule: messenger RNA, 3909 nt
Organism: Neoarius graeffei (lesser salmon catfish)
Lineage: Eukaryota; Metazoa; Chordata; Actinopteri; Siluriformes; Ariidae
Gene: ube2o
Product: ubiquitin-conjugating enzyme E2O
Exons: 20
Coding region: 1-3909 (1302 amino acids)
Source: RefSeq, a predicted model, not a curated record
AUGGCGGAUCCUGUGGCAGCAGCAGCAGCAUCCUCUCCGUGUCCGACUCCGGGCCUUUCUCCAGCGGCGAGUCCGGGCUCUGAGCCUCCCUCCGCGGCUCUGUCUCCGUCGGCGGGCGGCACACAGCGGCUCCUUUUCUCGCAUGACUUGGUGUCUGGUCGGCACCGCGGUUCACUGCGCUUCGGCCUCGUGCGAAUGAUCCACGGAGAGGAGGACUGGACCGAGGACGAGGAUGAGGACCUUGAUGGCGGCGGAGGAGGCAGAGAAGGUGGUGGAGGAGGCAGAGACGGCGGUGGAGACGGCGGCGGAGGAGGAGGAGGAGUCGGGGGAGGCGGCGGUCGUGUCCCCGGGUGCUCGGAUACUGAGAACGGGGCACCGGAGUCCCGAACGUGGCCUCUCGGUAGGGGUUUCGUGCGCGUGCAGUGGUAUCCCGAGGGAACGAAGCAGGAUGUUCGGGAAACGAAGCUGAAACUUGAAGAUCGAUCCAUUGUGCCUCGAGACUUUGUGCGCCGAAUGAAUUCGAAUGAUAAGCAGUGUGGUAUAGUGACCAACAUUAACACAGAGUGCGCCGUGAAACUGGUGGGGACCAACUGUUGUUUAUAUCCUGUAAAUAGCCGAGACCUGCAACACAUCUGGUCUUUCAUGUAUGGUGAUUACAUUGUGUACGAUUUCUGGCUGGGGAAGGUGUAUGACCUCAGCAAUCGCAUCAUCCUGAAGCUGUCCAACGGAGCACGAUGUUCAAUGAGUGAAGAAGACGGAGCCAAACUCUACGACGUUUACCCACAUGUCAGUGAUUCGGGGCUGUUCUUUGACGAGUCGUACGGCUUUUACCAGGGUCAGGUCCUCAUCGGGCCGGCUAAGGUCUUCUCCAAUGUGCAAUGGCUGUACGGCGUGAAGCCCGUCCUCAGCAAGAAGAGCAAAUUCAGAGUGGUAGUAGAAGAGGUACAGGUUGUGGAGCUCAAAGUGACGUGGAUCACCAAGAGCUACUCUCCUCAAGGCUCGGAUAGCGUCUUCCCCCCUCCAUCCACCAUCACACAGGAGAACCUCUGCAAAGUGAAGCGUCUGGGGUACUUUGACCACACACAGAGGCAGCUGGGUGAGAGAGCUCUGUACGUCUUUCCUGCUAAAGGAGAUGCAACACGAAUCACCUGCGAGGGCCCAGAGGGGCCACAGGUCUUACCCGAGGACCCAGUCAUCCGGAAGGUCAAACGAAUGUUUAAAAAGCACCCAGGAAAGAAGGCGACAGAGAGCGCUGACUUGCAGUCCAGCAGUGUGCAGACGGCUGGGAAAACGGAUGACGCUGAAGAGCAACAGUCGGAGGCACCUCAUGACUGUACAGAGGAGGACUCGGCACCACAACACUCCAAUAAUGGUCCCGUCCCAAACAAGGCAGAUGAGGAAAGAAGGGAGCAAGAGCCCACCAUUCCACAGACACAGUGGCCUCUUCUCGGGGAGUUGGAGUCAGAUGAGGAUGCCGCAGAGGACACGGAUGACACGAGCUCAAUCACUUCUUCGGCCAGUUCCACAGCCUCGCUGCAAAGCGGCCCAAGCAGAAAGAAGAGCAUCCCUCUGUCUAUCCGCAACCUGAAGAGGAAACACAAGAAGAAGAAGACCAAGUUCUCUCGAGAGUUCAAACCAGGAGACAGAGUGGCAGUGGAGAUUGUUUCCACGGUUACCUCAGCUGAUGUCAUGUGGAAGGACGGUCGACUAGAGACAGGGAUUCGUUCUAACGACCUCAUCCCAAUCCAACACCUGGACAACCAUGAGUUCUGCCCUGGAGACUAUGUAGUGGACAAACGCAGCCAAACGCUGCAGGACCCAAGCGUGUAUGGUGUGAUUCAGAGAGGAGACCAUAAAGCCAGGACAUGUGUGGUGAAGUGGAUCAAACUGAACGCUCCAGGGGAUGAUGUGGAGGUGAUCGGUGAGGAGGAAGAUGUCAGUGUUUAUGAUAUAUCGGAUCACCCCGACUUCCACUUUCACACCACAGACAUCGUCAUACGGAUAGGCAACUCGGGCUCGGAGGAGUUCAACGAUGAAAGGACUGUGGGACAGGUGUGCCGAGUUGAUGUCAGCAGUAAGGUGGAGGUUGUCUGGGCUGAUAACUCUAAAUCUGUCGUCUUGCCCCAGCACCUUUACAACGUUGAGUCAGAGAUUGAGGAGACGUAUUACGAUUCUGGCGAGGGCAGCACCAGCGGCGCCUCCUCAGAAGAAUGGGAGGACGAAAGCGACAGCUGGGAGACUGAUAAUGGCCAGGUAGAGGAGGAGGCGGGGACAGGUGGAGAAGACUCCACCUCCAAAACAGAAACUCUGCCUGAGGUCAAAACCUCGACGCCCAGUGCCACGGCUGGCGCAGACACACCAGGGACACCUGCUCCACCUGAACUGCCAGCAGGUGGAGCACCAACAAGUGAGGAGAAGCCCAGUAAAGAGACGCCGCGGCUGGCCUUCCGCGAGCUCAAGGAGGCCCUGAAGAUCCUGGAAAGCCUGAAGAACAUGACAGUGGAGCAGCUGUGGACUGGCUCACCCACCUCACCCACUGCCGAGCCAACAGGUGCCACUGGCACCGCCACCCCAGCUGAUGUCAAGCCCACGAAGGAGAAACGCUUCCUGGAUGACAUUAAGAAGCUGCAAGAGAACCUGAAGAAAACACUGGACAAUGUGGCCAUCGCAGAAGAGGAGAAGAUGGAAGAGGAGCGGGUGUCAGCCCCCGUCGAGCCUCAGACACCAGUGCGCUCUGAGUGGCCCAGUGAUACGCCUGUCCUGUGCCAGCAAAGUGGCGGUAAACCUGGUGUUACAUUCACCAGUGCCAAGGGCGAGGUAUUCUCUGUGCUCGAGUGGGCACCAGACACCCACACGUUCAAGAAGAUGGAGUUCCAACCAGCUGAAGCUAAGAAGUUCUUCAGUACAGUCAGAAAGGAGAUGGCUUUGCUGGCCACUUCACUGCCUGAUGGCAUUAUGGUCAAGACAUUUGAGGACCGCAUGGACUUGUUCUCAGCUCUAAUCAAGGGCCCUACACGUACACCAUAUGAGGAUGGCCUGUUCUUGUUUGACAUCCAAUUGCCCAAUAUCUACCCCGCUGUACCGCCACUAUUCCGCUACCUGUCACAGUGCAGCGGACGCCUCAACCCGAACCUCUACGACAACGGCAAAGUGUGUGUCAGCCUGCUAGGCACAUGGAUUGGCAAGGGCACAGAGAGGUGGACAAGCAAGUCGAGUCUCCUGCAGGUGCUCAUCUCUAUUCAAGGCCUGAUUUUGGUCAACGAGCCGUAUUACAACGAGGCGGGCUUUGACAGUGACCGCGGCCUGCAGGAGGGCUAUGAAAACAGUCGUUGCUACAACGAGAUGACCCUCAUCAAAAUGGUGCAAUCCAUGACGCAGCUCCUGGUGCAGCCAGUUGAGGUCUUCCAGCAGGAGAUACGUGAGCACUUCUGCACCAGCGGCUGGAGACUUGUGCAGCGGCUCGAAUCCUGGCUGGAGCUGGACACGGCCGUGUCUGAACGUGGUGCUCGAAAUGCUGGCACCAUGCGGGCUGAGCCACUGGACGAGGAGGUUCCUGAGGCGCUGGCACACAGCAGCCCUGCAGGCAAACCCGAGUCCAGAGGUGAGGAGGAGCUUGAAGACUCUGGUCUCGGUGCCUCCAAGGACCUCAGCCUGAACUCCGAUUUGGACGGCUCCAGAGGGGCAGAGCCUGCACAGCAAGGUGGCAAAGUGGCACAGGAAUCUCAGCCUUCUGUCAGGCCGAAGAAGCGGAGACGGAGCUACCGCAGCUUCCUUCCUGAACGGAGCGGCUACCCAGACAUCGGCUUCCCGUUGUUUCCCCUCUCAAAAGGCUUUGUUAAGAGUGUGCGUGGCGUCCUGUUUCAGUAUCGUGCAGCACUGAAUGCUGCCGGCAUUCCUGAAGAGAAAUAA